AUGACAAUCCCGUUCACCGUCAAGAAGAUCGCCAUCAUCGGCGCGGGGCCGACGGGUCUCGCAGCCGCUCGGUACCUCACGGCGCAGAGGGUCUUUGACUCCGUGGUCGUGUUUGAGCAGCAAGCCGAGGUGGGCGGUGUCUGGAACUACAGCCCGCACCCGACCACGUCUCGCCAUGUGCCGCAGACGGACCCCUUUUGCCCGCAGGACCCUCCGCUUCGGCCGAGCAAGCCCGAUGCGCCGCCCGUGUUCCCCACACCAAUGUACGGCACGCUGCACGCCAACACGGUCAAGACGACAAUGAACUACAAGGACACACCGUUCCCGGACGACGCCUGGGUCUUCCCCUCGCGGCAGUCCAUUUACAACUACCUGGUCGAGUACGCCAAGGACGUCCGCCACCUCAUCAAGUUCUCGCACCAGGUUACGGCGCUCGAGCUCCGCCAAGAGGACGGCCGAGACAGGUGGGACCUCGGGGCCGCGUGCACCGUCACCGGCCGCAAGUUCAGCGACACGUACGACGCCGUAGUCAUUGCCAACGGACACUACGACAUCCCCUUUAUCCCGGACGUCAAGGGCAUUCAGGCCUUUCACGAGGCGCACCCGUCAGCAAUCCUACACUCCAAGAACUACCGCGUGCCGGAGCCCUUUUCAGGCAAAAAGGUGAUUGUCAUCGGCAACGGGCCCUCGGGCUUGGAUAUAGCCCGCCAGCUCAGCCCGGUCUCGGACAGGGUGUAUCUGUCUGUACGACAUGCGACUCCGCCGGACAAGGUCGAGCACAUUGGGGUGACGGAGGUUCCAGAGAUUGUGGAGUAUUUACCAGAGAAGAGGGCCGUCGUCUACAAGAACGGGACAGUGGCGGAAGAUGUCGACGCCGUCAUCUACUGCACCGGCUUCUUCUUCAGCUUCCCAUUCUUGCCCGAGUUCCUCAAGCCAAAUCUGUUGACGACCGGCAAAGGCGUCAGGGGCCUGUACCAGCACCUGUUCCUCAUCAAGCACCCCACUUUAGCCUUUGCCGGGCUGCUGGUCAAGACGGUGCCCUGGCCCGUGGCGGAGAACCAGGCGGCGGCUCUGGGUGCGGUCUGGUCCAACGGGUUGAAGCUGCCGCCUGUGGAGGAGCAGGAGAAAUGGGAGCUAGACUUGUUCAAGAGGCGCGGCGACAAGAACAUUCACGUGCUGCUCGACGACGGAGACGACGGCCGCCACCUCAACAUGUUGCACGAUUGGGUGGCGGAGUCGACGCAGAGAGGCAAAGAACCGCCAUACUGGCACGACGAGCAGUUCUGGGAGCGCGGUAUCUACUGGCCAAGCAAGCAGGAGUUUGAGAAGCGAGGAGGGAGCGCGACGAGUCUUCGGGAGCUUGGCUUCGUGUACCCCGGCAUAGGGAAAUGGAGGCACGUUGCGCCGAAGCUUUGA
Colletotrichum abscissum is the source of this 1416-nucleotide messenger RNA. RefSeq names its product thiol-specific monooxygenase. The transcript has a single exon. The record is from RefSeq and is a predicted model, not a curated record. Gene Ontology annotation, molecular function: NADP binding; N,N-dimethylaniline monooxygenase activity; flavin adenine dinucleotide binding. NCBI's taxonomy places the organism in Eukaryota, Fungi, Ascomycota, Sordariomycetes, Glomerellales, Glomerellaceae. The coding region runs from base 1 to 1416 and encodes 471 amino acids.